Messenger RNA from Fraxinus pennsylvanica, 1290 nucleotides. The record is from the annotation of a GenBank genome assembly. NCBI's taxonomy places the organism in Eukaryota, Viridiplantae, Streptophyta, Magnoliopsida, Lamiales, Oleaceae.
AUGGACUUAUCAAAAUACAAGCAUUUGAGAUUCUUUGGGCUGAAAUUGAAUUCUCUGGCUUGUAAAUGUGUGGCCUUGAUCGUCAUUGCUUUGAUUCUUAGAGCAGUUUUUCUGCUCAGAUUUUCUAGCUUUCGUGGGAUUGAACCGAACAAAUUAUUUACUUUCAACAAACCAUUAAUCUAUUCCGAAUUUCAUAGUCGAAACUCAAAGUUUUUAGAGGUUCCGCAGAUUGUAUGGGGAUUGAACAAUCAGAAAAUUGCCUUGGCACGAGCUUGUUUAACUGCAAGACUGUUGAAUCGAACUCUUCUGAUGCCUAGCUUGAGCGCUUCACUGUUUUACAAAGAUGUUGAUAAGUUGGAACCAAUUUCAUUUGAUAAGGUCUUCCAGUUUGAAACCUUCAAUUCUCUAUGCAAGGGGUUUGUCCAAUUGGGUAGAUAUUGGGAGAUUUCAAAUCGAAGCAAUGUAUUUGAGCUUCAAAAGGGAAGUGGGAGGAGGUGGACGAUCAAGAAAGAUUUAGAUCAGUUGAGACAGUUUAGCGCGCAUCCCUAUGAUGAUUACGAGGUUGUCCGAAUAACAGGAAAGAACCCAUUUCUAUGGCAUGAUCAUUGGCCUGUAAAGGACUAUUCAAAUGUGUUUGAAUGCUUAGUUUUGGUGGAAGAUAUCUCUAGGCAAGCUGAUAAGGUUAUUUCUAAGAUUAGACAGAUUGGAUUGCAAGAAAACCAUAAUAUUGCUACUGGUUAUGUAGCAGUUCACAUGAGAAUUGAGAAGGACUGGAUGAUUCACUGCAAGAAGAUGGAGCAGAGGUCGAACAUUAGUGAAAUUUGUAGCAGUAAGGACGAGAUUAUGGAACGAGUGAGAAACAUAAUUGGCCUGAAAAAGCCGAUUACGGUUUACAUCGCUGCGGCUGAUAGUCUUCUCGAAGAUAACAAGAUACUGUCUGGCUGGAAGGAGGGGUUACUUCCUUUCGAGAAGAAAAAAUUGGGUGUUGUUGAAUUAUACGAGAAGCAGCCAUAUCUCAUUCAAUCAGCCAUUGAUUAUGAAGUUUGCUUCAGAUCAAAUGUGUUUGUAGGGAACACCUUUUCGACAUUCUCAAGCCUUGUAGUUCUUGAUAGAACUCAGAAAAUGAUCAACAUGGGUGUUGGAAAACACUGUGGCAUUGAUGUGAUGUGGCCUUCUUAUGCUUACAAUUUACUAGGAAAAUCUAAAGGCCCUCGUCCCUGGGCGACAAAUAUGUCCGACUCAAGCCUGAUUGCAAUUAGUUAUGGUACUAGUCACAUCUCUUGCCAAUAG